UACACGGGUAUAUACGGUACCUAUACGUGUAACAGAUGCGGUGUAAUUCCAGCAUCAUUUUCUAUUCUCACUACAGGCUCAUCAGGUCGCUGUGAGAAUUGUGUUCACCUAUUUCUGCUUAUUAUUAUAUCAGUGUUAGACAAUUGGAUAAAACAAAAUGCGUGAGUGUAUCUCCAUCCAUGUCGGACAAGCCGGGGUUCAGAUCGGCAAUGCAUGCUGGGAAUUAUAUUGUCUGGAACACGGAAUCCAGCCCGAUGGAACCAUGCCAAGCGAUAAGACAGUUGGAAGCGCAGAUGACUCAUUUAACACAUUUUUCAGUGAAACUGGGGCCGGAAAACAUGUUCCAAGAGCUGUCUUUGUGGACCUGGAACCAACAGUUGUAGAUGAAGUUCGUACGGGGAUAUACCGCCAGUUGUUCCACCCAGAGCAGUUGAUUACCGGUAAAGAGGAUGCAGCAAAUAACUACGCCCGUGGACACUACACAAUCGGCAGGGAGAUCGUUGAUCUGGUACUGGACAGAAUCCGCAAGCUGUCAGACCAGUGCACGGGACUUCAGGGGUUUCUCAUUUUCCACAGCUUCGGUGGCGGCACGGGUUCUGGAUUUGCUUCUCUCCUGAUGGAGCGUCUGUCCGUUGACUACGGGAAGAAAUCCAAACUUGAAUUCGCUGUUUACCCAGCUCCACAAGUUGCCACUGCGGUUGUUGAACCUUACAACUCAAUUUUGACCACACAUACAACUUUAGAACACUCAGACUGCGCAUUUAUGGUUGAUAACGAGGCCAUUUACGACAUCUGCCGUCGUAACCUUGACAUUGAAAGACCCAGUUACACAAAUUUGAAUCGUUUGAUUGGUCAAAUUGUUUCCUCAAUUACUGCGUCUCUACGCUUUGACGGCGCUUUGAAUGUUGAUCUGACAGAGUUCCAGACCAACUUGGUGCCCUAUCCACGCAUCCAUUUCCCUCUAGCGACCUAUGCCCCGGUAAUCUCCGCCGAGAAGGCAUAUCAUGAGCAGCUGUCCGUUGCAGAGAUAACAAAUGCAUGCUUUGAACCAGCCAAUCAGAUGGUAAAAUGUGACCCGCGUCACGGCAAGUACAUGGCAUGCUGUAUGCUGUACAGAGGUGACGUGGUACCAAAGGACGUCAACGCCGCGAUUGCUACAAUAAAAACCAAGAGAACCAUCCAGUUUGUCGACUGGUGUCCAACUGGUUUCAAGGUGGGAAUCAACUAUCAGCCACCGACGGCCGUGCCAGGAGGUGACCUUGCUAAAGUCCAGCGGGCCGUGUGUAUGUUGAGCAAUACCACAGCCAUCGCCGAGGCUUGGGCACGUCUUGACCACAAGUUUGAUCUUAUGUAUGCUAAACGAGCCUUCGUUCACUGGUAUGUUGGUGAGGGUAUGGAAGAAGGCGAGUUUGCCGAGGCCAGAGAGGACCUGGCUGCACUCGAGAAGGACUACGAGGAGGUCGGUGUGGACUCAGUCGAGAAUGAGGAAAUUGACGAAGAAGAAUACUAAAACGAUUUCCUAUUUGAUUUUGAUCCAGUUGUUAAUGUUUCAGUUUAAAACGAGAUGGUUUCUUAAACGUUUGAACGACCUCUUAGUGUGUGGUAUCAUAUCUUUACAAUAAAUCACUUUUUUCAGUGAAAAUGCAACAAAUCUUUAUAGCUAUGUUACGUUUUUGUAAAGUUCAUUUCAUGUUGUUGGACUCUUGAUAAAUGUCAUGAAAGGAUAAUUUUUAGAAAUAUAAAAGAUAUAAUUAAUUGUUACAAAAUCGUUGCAUUUUUUUUCAAGUUUGACACGAGAAUUUUUUUCCAAAUAAUGGCUUGUCUAACUGAAUAAAAUCUUAUGAAAAUUAUAAA
Molecule: messenger RNA, 1854 nt
Organism: Mercenaria mercenaria
Lineage: Eukaryota; Metazoa; Mollusca; Bivalvia; Venerida; Veneridae
Product: tubulin alpha chain, testis-specific-like
Exons: 3
Coding region: 158-1510 (450 amino acids)
Biological process (GO): microtubule cytoskeleton organization; mitotic cell cycle
Cellular component (GO): cytoplasm; microtubule
Molecular function (GO): structural constituent of cytoskeleton; GTP binding
Source: RefSeq, a predicted model, not a curated record